Morus notabilis is the source of this 1006-nucleotide messenger RNA. RefSeq lists its product as uncharacterized. NCBI's taxonomy places the organism in Eukaryota, Viridiplantae, Streptophyta, Magnoliopsida, Rosales, Moraceae. The transcript is spliced from 2 exons. Bases 1 to 615 code for a protein of 204 amino acids. The record is from RefSeq and is a predicted model, not a curated record.
AUGUCCUGCACUGUCUAUGGUAUUGGGUCCAUAAGAUUGAAGAUGUGGGAUGGAACUGAAAAAGUACUUCAAGAAGUGAGAUAUAUUCCCAAUUUAAAAAGGAAUUUGAUCUCACUUAGCAGCCUUGAUCAAAAGGGGUACUGUUACAAGGCUAAGGAUGGAGUCUUAAAGGUGAUCAAAGGAGCCCUGCUGGUCAUGAAAGGUGUGUUGAAACAGGGUCUAUACAUACUGCAAGGUUCAACCAUUUCAGGAGAAGUUGAUGCUGUGACAAGUUCUAAGAAGGAUGAGACUGAAUUGGGGCAUAAACGCCUAGGCCACAUGAGCAUCAAAGGGCUACAAGAACUAGGAAAGCAAGGCCUAUUGGAUGCCAAACAAAUCAGUGAUCUAAAUUUCUAUGAAACAUGUGUUCUUGGAAAAUCUCAAAGGCUAAGGUUUGUUUCUGCCACACACAAAACUAAAGGAACACUUGACUACAUACACUCAGAUUUGUGGGGCUUUUCAAAGAAUUCUGAGAUGCAGGUGGAGCUACCAAUAGAAACAGAAAUUUCUGGAGAACAUGAAAAUUUCUUCCAAGAUCAAGGUGGAGCUAUUCUGAAUGCAUCACAAGCUGAGUAAUAUGAACAACAAACUGAGGGACAAAGGAGCCAGUUGACAGAGAACUUGGAGCAAUCAAAAGAAGGUUUCAGAAAUGAAGAAAAUCAGGAAGAGAGUCUAGCCGAUUAUGUACUGACAAGGGAUAGAACAAGGAGACAAAUCAGACCGCCUUCCAGAUUUGUAAAUGCUGAUCUUAUUGCCUUCACACUUAAUGUGGCAGAUCAGUUAGAGCUAGAUGAGCCUGCCACUUACAUGGAAGCAAUCAGAAGCAAGGACUGGCCAAAGUGGAAGAAAGCUAUAGAGGAUGAAUUGCAAUCUUUAAUCAAAAAUCAUACUUGGGUCUUGAUUGAUAAACCAAAGGGACAUAAGGUAAUUGGCUGGAAAUGGGUGUUCAAGAGAAAACCAGGAAUUC